AUGCAAAUCUUGAUCCACUUGUUGAAAAGCAACAUUGGCACAGGGUUCCUGGGGCUUCCCUUGGCUGUGAAAAAUGCUGGCUUGUUGGGAAGAGGCACCUUGUCAUCCAAGUUGGGGGUGGGGGGGUAUAUUGUUCCUUUAUCAAAAGAGUUUUUAAGCUACACAUUGUCCUUUCCUCCUAGACUACAGAAGACUUUCAUGAACUAUGAAGAGGCCACAAUGUAUAGCUUGGGGACAUGCCCGAACCCCUGGCUGAAGUCGCACUCAGCAUGGGGCAGGUACACCAUGAGCUUCCUGCUGAUCACGCUGCUGGGCUUCUGCAGCACAUCCUUCAUGUUCACGGUGGACAAUUCACAGCAGAUCGUAGAACCCCAGUCCACCUCGAACACCUGCCAGCCCAGGAAGGCCCUGGUGCUGACUCAUGUCCUAGACACACUUUUCUAUAUGCUGAUGAUCCUGCCCUUCCUGGUCCCACUGGUGCUCAUCCAGAGCCCCUGAGUGCUGUCCAUCUUCUCCGCUGUGGCCAGCAUCACCACCCUGGGCAGCCUGGCUCUGAUGUUCCAGUAUCUCAUCCAGGUCCUGCCUCUCAAAAACCAGACAGAGAAUCCACAGCAGUUUCCCAUCAUCCUGUACCUGGGGAUGCCCUUCAUCAUCUUCCUCUACAUCUGCUUGGGGACCCUGGGCUACAUAAAGUUUGGAUCAAACACUCAGGCCAACAUCACCCUCAAUUUGCCCAAUUGCUGGCCGUACCAGUCGGUCAAGCUGAUGUACUCCAUUGGCAUCUUCUUCACCUACGCCCUCCAGUUUCAGGUCCCAGCUGAAAUCAUCCUCCCCUUCAUCAUCUCCCACAUGUCGGAGGACUGGACACUGUUUGCAGACCUGACUACACCCACCUCCCUGGUCUGCCUGACCUGCUUCUUGGCCGUCCUCAUCCCCCGCCUGGACCUGGUCAUCUCCGGUGCUAGUGCCCUGGCCCUCAUCAUCCCACCCCUGCUGGAGAUCACCACCUACUCAGAGGGCAUGAGCUGUGUGACCAUUGUCAAAGACAUCAUCAGCAUCCUGGGCCUCUUAGGCUGUGUGUUGGGGACAUAUCAAGCUCUCUAUGAAAUGACCCAGUUGGCCCACUUUUCUGUGGCCAAUGAUAUAGGGGUCUAUACAUAA
Messenger RNA from Nannospalax galili (Upper Galilee mountains blind mole rat), 1161 nucleotides. Its product is annotated as proton-coupled amino acid transporter 3-like. Gene Ontology annotation, biological process: L-alanine transport; proline transmembrane transport; proton transmembrane transport. Gene Ontology annotation, molecular function: L-proline transmembrane transporter activity; glycine transmembrane transporter activity; L-alanine transmembrane transporter activity. The record is from RefSeq and is a predicted model, not a curated record. NCBI's taxonomy places the organism in Eukaryota, Metazoa, Chordata, Mammalia, Rodentia, Spalacidae. Gene Ontology annotation, cellular component: vacuolar membrane.